Suncus etruscus (white-toothed pygmy shrew) is the source of this 1267-nucleotide messenger RNA. It is a transcript of the gene RGN, whose product is annotated as regucalcin. The record is from RefSeq and is a predicted model, not a curated record. Gene Ontology annotation, biological process: L-ascorbic acid biosynthetic process. Gene Ontology annotation, molecular function: gluconolactonase activity; enzyme regulator activity; calcium ion binding. The transcript is spliced from 7 exons. The coding region runs from base 88 to 993 and encodes 301 amino acids. Lineage: Eukaryota; Metazoa; Chordata; Mammalia; Eulipotyphla; Soricidae.
UGAGCUGCACAGUGGGCAAGUUCCUGUCCUGAGUCUUGCUUUCCCUCUCUCGAAAGUAGCUUGGGGAGAAACGCACUGUAGAUCUACAUGACAAUGUCUUCUGUUAAGACUGAAUGUAUUUUGCUGGAGAACUGCCGGUGUGGGGAAUCCCCUGUGUGGGAGGAAGCAACCAACUCCCUGCUUUUUGUGGAUAUUCCUGCAAAAAAGGUUUGCCGGUGGGAUUCAUUCAGCAAGCAAGUGCAGCGAAUAACUGUGGAUGCUCCGGUCAGCAAUGUGGCCCUGCGCCAGUCUGGAGGCUAUGUCGCCACCAUUGGUACAAAGUUCUGUGCCUUGAACUGGGAAGAACAGGAGGUGGUCACCCUGGCCAUCGUAGAUAAAGACAAGAAAAACAAUCGAUUCAAUGAUGGAAAAGUAGACCCUGCUGGGAGAUACAUUGCUGGCACCAUGGCUGAGGAAAUAGCCCCGGCAGUUCUGGAACGUCACCAAGGGUCUCUGUACUCUCUCUUUCCUGACCACCAUGUAGAAAAGUACUUUGACCAGGUGGAUAUCUCCAAUGGCUUGGAUUGGUCCCUUGACCACAAGAACUUCUACUACAUCGAUAGCCUGUCCUACUCUGUAGAUGCCUUUGACUAUGACCUACAGACAGGAAAGAUCACCAACCGCAGAAGCAUAUAUGUGAUGGAGAAAGAGGAACAAAUCCCAGAUGGGAUGUGUAUUGAUAUCGAGGGGAAGCUCUGGGUGGCCUGUUACAAUGGAGGAAGAGUGAUUCGUUUAGAUCCUGAGACGGGGAAAAGACUCCAGACUGUGAAGUUGCCUGUUGAUAAAACAACCUCAUGCUGCUUUGGAGGAAAGGAUUACUCAGAACUGUAUGUGACCACUGCCAGAGAUGGAAUGACCCCUGAGGACCUUGUGAAGCAACCAGAAGCUGGUGGAAUUUUCAAGAUAACUGGCCUAGGGGUCAAAGGGAUUCCUCCCUAUGCCUAUGCAGGUUGAAUAACAGGCCUUCUUUCCUGCUGUAAAACAGAAGUUCUUACUGGGGAUUUUUGAAAGAAAUUAGAAAUUUCUGGUUCUGAAAUUUUAAUCUAAUUACCAAGAAAUGACAUAAUGACAUGGUUAACACACAAUUAUAUUUUUAUUUACAAUUUUCUAAGUUAAUAUGAGACUUUUACAACUGUCAAUCAUUCUCUUGAUUCAUUGCAAAUUGCUACUCCUUAUUCUGUUUCAUUUUAACUAAACCUAUUGUUUAAAAAAUAAAUAGUUCAUGACA